AUGACGAAGUACUGUGAAGUGCUGCCGCUUAUCCCCCCGGAGCUCAUCGACGACAUUGAUGACGUUCUUUCGUCGAUACGGCCUGACAACGCGUAUGAUACGUUGAAAUCUGCUAUCGUCUCGCGCACGACAGUUUCGGAGCGAGCGAUGAUACAGCAGCUCCUUACGACUGAGGAGCUUGGUGACCUCCGUCCGUCGCAGCUCCUGCAUCGUAUGAGACAGCUCCUGGGAGAUCGAUCAGACGACCACUCCGCGAUCCUCCGCGAGCUGUUCCUCAACCGACUUCCGCAAGAUGUACGACUCAUCUUGGCUGGGAACGACGAUGUUGCCUUAGACCGUUUGGCCGACCUCGCUGACCGCAUCACAGACUAUGCUUCAGCCGGCGUGGCAACAGUGCGUUCCCCUACCGCCGCGCCGCCUCCAGCGACUAGCGAACUGGAAGGUACCAUCGCCCCUUCGGCGGGAGAGAUGGAAAAAAUGUCGACGCAACUGGCUGAUCUGCAAGCAAGUCUCCACGGCCAAACUCGCAGGCCCCGAUCGAGCAGUCGCCGACGCCCCCGCGCAGCGUCGCAGCAGCGUACCCAGAGCCCCCAGUAUUGCUGGUGUCACCGACGCUUCAAACACCGUUCCACGCGUUACCAAGCCCCAUGCAGUUGGUAG
Ornithodoros turicata is the source of this 660-nucleotide messenger RNA. RefSeq lists its product as uncharacterized. The coding region runs from base 1 to 660 and encodes 219 amino acids. Lineage: Eukaryota; Metazoa; Arthropoda; Arachnida; Ixodida; Argasidae. The transcript has a single exon. The record is from RefSeq and is a predicted model, not a curated record.